Podarcis lilfordi (Lilford's wall lizard) is the source of this 10251-nucleotide messenger RNA. The record is from the annotation of a GenBank genome assembly. NCBI's taxonomy places the organism in Eukaryota, Metazoa, Chordata, Lepidosauria, Squamata, Lacertidae.
GACGGGCUCGCGAAGCGGAGGCCGGCCCCGCCCCCUCCCAAAGAGCAUGCGCAGUAGGGAACGCUUUCGAGGCGGUGUUAUUAUCAUCAUGGAUACAACUGAACGGUGUACGAAUUUCAUAAAGCAAUACAAAAAGUGCAAUACCUCUGCAGCGUCUCAGGGGCCGUGGAAGCCCGUCCAGCUGCUGGGAUUUGCAGGCUGAGCCUAUUAUUGGCUUGCCUGUUUAUUUCGUAACAAAUUAGGCGCCGCUUAAUUGCAAGGAAACAUCGGGGCGGUUUGCAAAAAGAUAAAACGGCAACAUCGACGAAAAGAAUCACGACCCUCCGUUUAAAAUAUGGCAAAGUUAAAAUAGUGAGCCUGGGCGACGUUCACCUGGAUUCAGAUUUUGUCAAAAAGAGCAACGCGAAGGCGCCUGCGGGCGGGGCAGCUCCAGAGGCAGGGAGUUCCACAGCGCCCGCGAUGCCCCUCGACCUCCGGUAGGCGGGAAGCCGCUGGCUGCUCCCUCCCCCGGGAGGACGGGGGCGCGGGGAGGGGGUCGCCGCCCUCGAAGGGCCCCGGGCACCAGGGUCCUGCAGCGAGACCGGCCCAAGUGGCGCUGCUCCUGGAGACCCGCUGGAACGCCCUGCCUACGGAUUGCCGGGCGGCGUGGGAGCAGUCUCCUCGGGGCAGAGGUCCCUCCGGUGCGCGUGGGCCGCUUGCCCGAGCGCCCCGCUCUCCCCCAACCCCGCCUGGCUGGCAGCCCCAUCGCGGUGCCCUUUGGGCGCCUGCCGAAGACCUCCUUGUUUAGGCAUGAUGAAGCGUUCCAUAUUUUUAUGCUGUAUUGUUUUUAACACUUGAUUAGAUGCCGCCCAGAGUGGCUGGGGAAACUCAGCCAGAUGGGCGGGGUAUAAAUAAAAAAUAUUACUAUUAUUAUUAUUAUUAUAUGAUCUAGUCUUUCCCGUUGUGCUUUUACUUUGGCAGGCCGUUAGAAGCACGGCUGGUAAAUGUUUCGGUGCUUUUACUGUUUGUUUUGGUAAACCUUUGCUUCGAGGGUUUCCUCUCCCUACAAGCCAGCAACUCCUAAAUUACAUGGCAUUGGUAAUAAACGCAUCCAAGCGGGGCAGGGGGCGGGUGUCCUGCUUUAGAGCUACGGGGGCCAGUUGCAGGCCGGGUGGGCUUCUUGCAAGGGGGGCAAUUGGAGGGGUCGCUUCGCCCUGGCACUGUAAUAAUAAGUUUUAUUUAUACCCCACCCUUCCCAGCCAAGACCGGGCUCAGGGCGGCUAACACCAGGUAUUAAAACAAUUGAUUAAAAUACAACAUAAAAACAAGAUUAAAAUACAGUACAUGGCAUUGGUAAUAAACGCAUCCAAGCGGGGCAGGGGGCGGGUGUCCUGCUUUAGGGCUACGGGGGGCAGUUGCAGGCCGGGUGGGCUUCUUGCAAGGGCGGCAAUCGGAGGGGUCGCUUCGCCCUGGCAUCCAAGCGAGCGAGCCUCCGCCCCGAAGGUGUUGCAGGCAGAGCCCUGCCAGCCCCGCGCAGCCGGCCAGAGAGGAGGCAGCGCGGGGCUUGGCCGAGCAGGGAAGGGUCGGCGGCGCUCUUUCCCUGCGGCUUCUCUAUGGCGGAAGCGCCUCCACACAGGAAAGCAGAGUCCCUCGAGCUUCCGGAGAGGGAAGCCGGGGCUCGCCUUCCCUUCUGCCCGGGAAACCGGAGCGAGGCGGAGGUUCCCCUCGACGGGGCGGGGGAAGGUAAGCUGUGUAGCUUUAUUGCACCUUCGAGAAAACGGUUCGAAGAUGAUGGUGAAGAAUUAUAUUUAUUGUUAUAUUUCUAAUAAUAAUACAUGUAAUAAUAAGUUUUAUUUAUACCCCGCCCUCCCCAGCCAACUCAGAGCUGCUAACACCAGGUAUAAAAGCAAUUGAUUAAAAUACAACAUAAAAAAAGAUUAAAAUACAAGAUUAAAAUGCAGCUUCAAUUCAGUAGAAACUCAAAUCAAAAACUUUUUGGGGAUGGAAACGUCAAAUCUUCACCAAGGCCAACUUUCUAGACUGGUCCUACAUUCGUUUAUUGCAAUUACUUGCAUCCUGCUUUUCAGGAUACAAACCUUUCCACAGCAACUUACAAGUACAGUGGUACCUCGGGAUGCGAACGGGAUCCGUUCCGGAGCCCCGUUCACAUCCAGAAGCAAACGUAACUAGCAACGGCACGUCUGCGCGCGCGUCGCUUUUCGCUGCUUCUGCGCAUGCGCGUGACGUCAUUUUGAGCGUAUGCAUGAGUGGUGAAACCCGGAAGUAACGCACUCCGUUACUUCCGGGUUGCCACGGAGGGCAACUCGAACGCACUCAACAUGAAGUAUAUUCAACCCGAGGUAUGACUGUAACAUGAAAACACGUUUAACACACACACGCAACAGAACAAUACCAAUAUAUAAAAUGGCUCUCUUUUGAUUUGUGUCUGUUGUUAUAGUUGCUCUCUCUGUGUUAUAGGUAUUAUAGAAGAUCUUCCCCAUAUGGCAGCUGCUGGUGGAAGGGCCUUGGCUGAGGCGGUGCAACCAGAGCAGCCUUUUGCACGUCCUUGUGUCCCUUUCUUGAGAUAAAACGGGCACCCAGGCAACCGUUAUUUUGGCACCAAACAGUUGUCCCUGCCAUCAUUUGCCUCGGGAGGGCUGUGCCUUGUUGCAACCAUUUAUUCUGCAAUAUUCUGCUCUUACCGAUUUAAAGGACAAGGAUUGUGCAGUGUUUCGAUGAUGAAAAGCAUAAUCCUCUGAAUUGGAGAAAUCAAGAGAUAUAUUGCCGCACCGGCAGCAUCUCUCUUCUUUCUCGCAUCCAAAAAUGCAAGAAGGGCUUUUACACCCGCCAGAAGCUCGGCUCUGCCCUCGCCGAUCAUGGAAGGAUCCUUUAAAAAAGUCCCUUAUGCUCAGAGACUUUGUGCUUGUUCAUUGUUGGGGUAUAGGAAGCCCAGAGCACUUGUUCUUUAGAUGUCCCUCUUAUGAAGAGGCACCUAGUGAGACCAUUGAUCCCCUGCUGGUGAGGCUCGCUGACCUCCCGGAAAAACAAAAAUUUGACCUUUUCCUGUUAGGCAAAGAUCAUAAGACGACCGAGAUGGUCGCCAGAUUCUGUGUACAGAUCUGUAGGCGCAGACCAUCCCACAACCCAAACUAGUUCGUUAAUAAAAUCCCCAAACUCGGUUCCAUGGGUGACUCUGGGUCAUCUCUCUGCGGUAGACUUUUAAGUGUCUAUACGCUGAUUGCAUUUAUAAAAUUUUAAUUUAUUGUUGUACAUUGUUUUAAAUGUUUGCUUUCCUUCUGGGAUUGUACCCCCAAGUGUGUUUUGUAAGCUGGUCUACGACCGUAAUAAAUUAUCUAUCUAAUCCUCUGAGCAUGUGCAAUUGCACAGGUCAAAAUAUGCUUGCACAUUAGAAGCAAGAUGCACUUGUACACCCAGCUGGUAGGUUUAACUUCCAUUGACAAUGGAAAGGGAGCUAAAUUCUGAAAGACAACUCUAGAAACUCACACUAACACGCAUUUAGCAAAACAUCCCCAAAACAUUGACUGACACUAGAAAAUCACAACUGUUAGAACACAGUGUUAUAAGAUUGGGGUGGGGGAUAGUCUGCAUGUCAUCUUAGAUGGGAUCCUGCAGGAAAAGAGACUGGUUAUUUUUAUUUUAGAAGUUUUUUGCAUAGAAUAUUAAUUGCAUUCAUCCAUAACAAUUUCACUAUUUUUUUUAGGGGUUCUUCCAACCCCGACUUCCCUCCAACCUUUCCCCGGUUUCAAAUAUUUAGCUCUUCUCUUUUCUGGAACUAAAUAUUUUUAUCCAAUCUAUUAAAUCUCCUUUUUCAAUACUCUUUAUCAAUUAUAUUACAAGUGCUAAUCCAAUCCUGACGUUUUUAAAUAUUUGCAAUGCUCCUUCAUAUAUUCUAUAAAAUUAAUCCAUUCAUUUCUAAAAAAUUUAUCUUCUUAAUGUCUGAUCUUCCCAGUCAAUUUCGCCAUUUCUGCACAGUCCAUCAAUUUUGAUAUCCAUUCUUCUUUCAAUGGGGUUCUUUCUUCCUUCCAACCCUGGGCAUAUAACAUUCUUGCUACUGUCGUCGCAUACAUAAAAACGGCCUUUUUUCCUUCCAUAAUCUCUUCUCCUGUUAUACUUAAUAAGAAAGCCUCUGUUUUUUUAACAAAAGUUAUUUUAAACAUUUUUUUUAUCUCAUUAUAAAUCAUUUCCAAAAGGCUUUUGCUGACUUACAGGUCCACCACAUAUGAUAAAAUGUACCCUCAUUCUCUUUGCACUUCCAAAAUACAUUAGACAUACAUUAGACAUUUUUAAAUACAUUUUUGCAAGUCUUGUCAGCACCAAGUACUAUCGGUACAUCAUUUUCAUACAAUUUUCUUUUAACGAACAGCAAGUAGUAAAUCGUAAAUCCACUUUCCGUAACUUUCCCCAUGACUCAAAUUGUAUAUUAUGACCCACGUCUUUUGCCCAAUGUAUCAUUGCUAAUUUUACUUCUUCAUCUUUUGUCUCUCAUGAGCAUGAGACUUUUAAUCUUGGGGUUAUGGGUUUGAGCCCUAUGUUGGGCAAACGAUUCCUGCAAUCCAGGGGGUUGGACUACAUGACCUUCGUAAUCCCUUCCAACUCUACAGUUCUAUGGUUACUUAACCUACUGCAAUGAUUCUAAUCUCUGCCAUUUCAGCUGCUGGAACUAUCACUAUCAUGUUGGAAAAGCACUACUUUGCAGAGCAUCGUCUUCACUUUUUAAAGAUAUGAGCCUGCUCAUACGUAACCUGCAGAGAGCCAUCCCUAUCAGGAGAGUGCCGCUUCGCAAGAAUAUAGAACAAAUCCGUCGCAUUUUGGGUGUGCAGCAGUUUGAUCUUGGUGUUAUCUGUGUUAAUAACAGACACAUACAGCUGCUCAACAGAAACUACAGAUGGAAGGAUAGCCCUACUGAUGUGUUAUCUUUUCCUUUUCAUGAGGUAAACAUUUUGCUUACGAUUCUCCAGUUCAGCAACAGUCUUAUGAGGCUUGUCUUGAACAGGAACAAGACAAUAGGACAUAUUACAAAACGUGUCAAGGCUUCAAGUACAUGUGGGUAAUUGGGGGCUUUUGAUGGACCAAUCAUACUUGUUAAGACUUGAGGACAACACAGAAGCUGCAUAGAAAUAUUUAAAUUUGGGGGAGAUGAAGGCCUGUGGCUUCUUUAAAACAAAUAGCCUGCUUCUGUAUAAGCAAUGCUCAUUUGUAAGAAUAAAGUGAUAUAUCAUUUGUAUUACCAGGUCCAUUCUUCAUCAUUCUUUUUAACCACCAUUGGAAAGUACUUCCAUAUAGUACUUUGUUAUGCUUAUAGCUUUACUUUCCCACAAUUCAUCCAAAUAAUCCUACAAUGUAAGAUACUAAUUCUGCUCUACAGCUAAGAAAGCACUGUUCUAAAUGUUCUUAUUUCAAUAAACCCCAUGGAAUAAGUAUGUUUAAGAGUGCAGCAAUGCAACCAUAUCACGUGUUGUUCAGCAUGAUCUGCUCCAAAGUACACUUAUUUAUUUAUGUACAUAAUUUAAUAUAUUGUCCCUGAAUCCAUUUGGAACUCUCAGGAUAGCUUACAGUGUAAGAACAACAAAGAAAAUAUAAAGUACAUUUGCAUACAGUGCUUCAGUCCUAAGUAUAUUUAAUUAGAAGCCGCACUAAAAUCAGUUUACUUUUGAAUAAACAUGGUUAGGAUCGUGCUGCAAAGCUGAUAAUUUCUGGCCCACACAAUAAGAAUGUAGAUAAAAACAGACCAUUCCAGUUUCCUGGCCCAGAGGCAAUCACACGACCUCCAUUAGUCGCAGGGAGCUUAGAAAUCAAUAUUGUGUUUCAACAUAUGUCAUCUCUGCAUUAAUACCCAUUGUGAACGUUCAAAAAAGUUAUGGAACUUUGAAAAUAUAUAUCUGUAACUUUUGGAUCAUAGUUUGGGCCUGUUCCCUUCACAGAAUCUGACAGCAGGGGAGCUGCCUCAGCCUUGUGCUCGAGGUGAAUACAAUUUGGGAGACAUUUUUCUUGGAGUAGAACAUAUCUAUCAAGAGUGUGAGGAGAAUAAGGAAGAUUUCUACAGUAUUCUUACAGUAAGUAUAUGUUUACUAAUUCAGUUAUCAUGCUACUUAAGUUGGUUUUUAUCUUUAGAGUUCUAACAAGUUACCCUAAAACUUGCUUGGUCUUCUCAAUUUACAAAAGAAGCUUCUUUUAUUUCCCCUCUUCAUUCUAGCAUUAUGUAUACUAUUAGAUUUUCACCCCCCAAAAAAAACAUUGCAGGCAUAUUUUGUUUCAUCUAAGCCAUUGUGCUACUUCAUGAUCUUAAUGUCAAGGGAAGGAAAACUUUGCUCCCUAAGACUCUCUGCACAACUACAGCUGCUAGCCACAGUUGCCCUAGGACUGCAGAACCAAAGGAAUGCAUCAGUCAGGGCACCAAGGGCAACUGUGCCCCUGCCUCCAAUGCUAAGAGCUUGCUUCCUUACCCACACCCUCAAAUGGACUCCUGGAGUUCUGUGUCCAAUUGUGGGCACCACAAUUUAAGAAGGAUGUUGACAAGCUGGAAGGUGUGCAGAGGAGGGUGACCAAGAUGAUCAAGGGUCUGGAAACCAAGCCUUGUGAGAAAUGUUUGAAGGAGCUGGGUAUGUUUAGCCUGGAAAAGAGGAGACUGAGAGGGGAUAUGAUAGGCAUCUUCAAGUACCUAAAGGGCUGUCACAUGGAAGAUAAAGCAAGCUUGUUUUCUCCUACUCUGGAGGGUAGGACUUGAACCAAUGGCUUCAAGUUACAAGAAAGGAGAUUCCAACUAAACUUCAGGAAUAAAUUUCUGAUGGUAACAGCUGUUCAGCAGUGGAACGGUCUCCCUCUGGAGGUGGUGGACUCUCCUUCCUUCAAAGUUUUUAAGCAGAGGUUGGAAGGCCACCUGUCAUGGAUGCUUUAGUUGAGAUUCCUGCACCGCAGGGGGUUGGACUACAUGACCCCAGGGUCCCUUCCAACUCUACCAUUCUCUGAUUCUGUACCACAGUAUUAUCACAGGGUUGUUGUGAGGAUAAAAAUGGAGGGGGAAGUACGCUAUCUUGAGCUCUUUGCAGCAAAGGUGGGAUAUAAAUGUAAUGAUAAAUAAAUAAAUAAAUAAGAUGGGUGAUCUCUGAAAAGUAAACAUCUUGGCUGGUUGUCUCGUUCCUCUCCUCUGCAACACAUUUCUUUAGUGUGCAUAUUGUAGCCUUGCCUUCCACUUGGUUUCCAAUUAAGACACAUGACAAGUGAAGAAACACAACUGAAUUUCAGUAAAAGACUGAACAAAUAUCUUUUGCUUUCUAAAGCAAGCCUGCUUAUUCUUGAGACAUGCGCCAGUGACUUCCAUGAAAUGAAUUCCAAGUAACUUGGUAGCAAAGCCUAGCCCUAAAACCAUGGAAGAGAAUUAUAAUGAGCUAAGUCAUCUGUUCAUUAUUUUGUUUGUUUCCAAUAAAAUGUGAUCCUUGAACACGGAGGGCAGAAGUGAAACUCUGAAAUAUUUUCCCCCUUGCACAGGUAACAGUUGCUCAUGGCAUGUGCCACUUACUUGGCUAUAAACACAGCACAGAAGCAGAGUGGCAGCAGGUGAGUGUUUUCCUUUUGAUGAGCAAUUUCACUGCAUGCACCCUAAUAUCUGAGCAGCGGGAGACUCAGGGUUUAAUUGUUUGGAACAAAGGUCAGCGGAGACUCUGUCUUUAGGAUGGCUUUAUUUACACACUUACACACACACACACACACACAAAACGAGGAUAGUAUAGAAGGACUCUUAGCGUUAGCAUUCCAACAGCUAUUGCCUCCCCACUAAGUUUCCAAGGUGAAGAUCCCAAAGCCAGUUUUCAAUUCUGCACACAGUGGCAGUCAAGCUUCUGUGUCUCCUCUGCUUCCAGCUUCAACCAAACUCACACAGAGCAGCCCCAACUAUUGUUCUUCUACUUUAAAAAAGAUGCCGCCUCGAGCCAGGUGAGAGUGUGUGGACAGCCUAUCCUCUCUUGGAAAGCAGCAUUACCCAGUUGUCUCUAUGGUAACACAGCUGACUCUUCAGUCACGUAGAUGAGGGUGUUAAACAAGACCAGCAACUUGACAAACUGUUUUGACCAGUUCAGCAGGCUCCUUCCUGCAGAGGCCUCUAUUUUGUAGAUAUAAAACCACAAGUUUCAUUGGGAUCCAUAGGCAUUAUCCAAACCAAUCCCCCAUCCUAUAAAAAUAUUAAUACUUGAUUCAUCAACUUGAUUCAUCUGCAGAUGCCCUAGCAUAUUAAUUGGGUGAGAAAACAUAAAUUUUAUGUACCCUAUGUGCAGUGUAAGUGACAAAUUCAUGAAGGGAGUCUGUAGCGCAACAGAUCCGUGCAUCUGGCUGUUAACAAUAAGGUUGGUGGUUUGAGCCCAGCUGCGGUCAGGAUUCCUGCACUGCAGGAAGUUGGACUAGAUGACUGUCAGGAUCCCUUCCAACUCUAUAAUUCUAUUCUAUGAUUCAAAUUUUGUAAGAUGACAUUGUUGUGUUAUUUGGAAGGAAAUGUAUGCAAUCACCAUUGCCUUACCUCUUUUUCAGAUGUACGAAAAGGAAGCACAAAUUCUUCUGGAGCUAAACAGAUUGUCAGACACAAAUUUGCAACCACUGACCAAACACCACUUCUAGGAGCCAUAUUUGUAUGUUGGCUCAGAAAUAAAAGAAAUGAAAGUUCAGUUUUUUUCCGUUAUUUGUGGGUUUUGCUAUCAAGUCCCCAAACAGAAAUAUAGUAAGAAUGCAACUUAAGCUUGUUUUGCAAAAUAAUGAUUUCAUUGGAAUGGGAAAUAAGGAACCUAAUGAAGAAAAUGAGGAAGACCUUAUACUACCAGUCCUACUACUAAGAGCCAUCAGGCAGGAAAAUACGAUUUCAUCUUUCAGUUUUUUUAAAAACGACAUCUUGGAUUUCUCUCUUUGAAACAGAUCAUAUUGAUCCAUUGGUAAGGCUACAAAUGUCACUCUGCAACAAUUUAGUUGGGGUCUGGGCAUCUUACCUCUUGCCUUCCUCCUCCCCACUGUUUGCAAAAUUGUUUUAUGCAACAACACAUGUCCCAUUAUAUCCUUUUGCAGCUGCCUGGCAUUGUUCAGAUCUCAGAUGUGCUCAACUUUCUUUGGGUUAUGCCCUGCCAUCAGGAUGAGGGCAUGAAUGUAGAAAUUGGGCUAUCGGAGCAAAUAGCAGCUUCCGACUUUAAUAAUGAUGAUGAUGAUCAAAUAAGUACAGAGCAAUUUAUUGUAUAUCUCACCUCCCCGAAGCAAUAAGUUCUAUAUAAGUACAGAAUUGGUGGUUACAGUAUACUUCUUGAAUACAAAAUGUAGCUAUUCUCUCCUCAUUUUCUUCUGGUUUAUCAGCUAAACUUGGGAAGCAGUAGAGAAUAUCGAGGACUGGACAGAGGGAGAAAAUUCAUCAUUGUUGUUAUUAUUAUUAUUAUUCAUGGUUUUGGGGUUGUUUAUUUUAAAAACUGACCUGCUUCUAUGCUCACAGGAAAAUUAUUGAAGGAGGGGAAGGGCAGAGAGUUAGAGAGGAGGAGGAAAGAGUCGCCCUGUUGAUUUGUUUGCAACUUCAAAAACACAGCCCAUUACUCAGGAAAAGAAACCCAUGAAUACCUGAAUGUAGGCAGGCGCACACAGGCACAGCGUGAAGACUUGACACAGAGAGGAACCCCACACGGUUUCCCCGCACGUAACGUAACAGGCAGGGAGCCAGCUCAGAUAGAGAGAAAGGCAGCAACCAUUUUCUUCCCUUUUUAAGCGCCGCUUCCCACACACCCCAACUCUCCUCCUGUGUGUUCCAGGGUUUGGGUCCUGAGUUGAGGGAGCUUUUGCUCCUCUCCUUCCAGGUCCCCAACACAAUGGGACUUCCUUUUGAGCAGACAAGUCUAGACUUGCCCGAUAAACCGCAUUCUCGGGAGUGGUGUCUUGUGUCUGUGUGUGUGUGUGAGAGAGAGAGAUAUCGCAUGUUACAAUGGUGCAGCCAGCCGUGGUUAUGUAGUGCCACAAUUUCUUACAAGGGAGUAUGAAAUUCCAAUUUUCAGUACGUGUCCUUUGUGCUUAGGGAAUUAAUCUGCCUUGAAUAUAGAAAAUAUUAAUCUUUAGGCGGCUUCCAUCAGAUAUAGGUACGCCUUCACUAAGGAGCGUUAUUAAAUCCAGUAGGUCUGCGUCAACAUACUGCAUUUGCAGCGCCGCCCCCAAAGUGACCCUUUAAAUCCACUUGACAGUCCAGCUGUAGGUGCUCAUCUUCCAGGCCGAAUGAAAGGCGCACCCACCGAUCCCGCUUCCUUC